CAACAACCUUCCGAUUUGUGGGGACGCCGCUCUGCCUCUGAGCCACAGCUGCCCUGGAUGGCUGGGAACAGUUUGUAGUUUUGUAAUUAUUUGUGAAUAAUGGUGAAGCUGGGCUCCACCAAAAGAAGAUGAAUACGUCUACUGUCGAGCUGUUGAGUUUCUGCUGAUGAGUGUGAGAGGAGAUGGUGCAGACUCUGAAGAAAGGUUAGACAUUAAGUAUGUUUUGAUCGGAGCUGGGAUCGGCCUGUUCUUGGUGGCUGGAUUCAUUAUUUUGAAGGUCUGCAGCAUCAGGAAGCAGGUCAACGAUAAUGUCACAGUUGGUAGAACAAAGACACAUUCAGAGCCUCACCUGAUCACUUUGAGCCAUCUCAGCCAAUCAGACCAUCCCGUGGCGGCGGUGUCCGAUGACAUGCGAUGUUAAAGGUCAGGCAGAGUGAUUUGCAGGAUGGUGCGAACCCUGCAAAAGUGGCAUCUGGGUAGAAGGUCAACCAGGCGGCCGGGCGUCCCCUCACAUUUUAUUGAACACACAUAAAUACAGAUCUCGUUUACCUCAUUAUUGUUCAUCAGUAACAUGUAUCAUUAUCAUUUUCAUAAUAAAUGUCUGCAGAUCAUUUCUAAUAAUUGUAUUUGGCUGUGGAGA
Messenger RNA from Morone saxatilis (striped sea-bass), 640 nucleotides. RefSeq names its product transmembrane protein 273-like. The record is from RefSeq and is a predicted model, not a curated record. Bases 167 to 421 code for a protein of 84 amino acids. The transcript has 6 exons. NCBI's taxonomy places the organism in Eukaryota, Metazoa, Chordata, Actinopteri, Moronidae.